Halteromyces radiatus is the source of this 394-nucleotide messenger RNA. RefSeq lists its product as uncharacterized. Lineage: Eukaryota; Fungi; Mucoromycota; Mucoromycetes; Mucorales; Cunninghamellaceae. The transcript has 3 exons. The record is from RefSeq and is a predicted model, not a curated record. Bases 13 to 372 code for a protein of 119 amino acids.
CGACUGAUCAUUAUGCAACUCAAGCUUCUUUUCGUGACUCUUCUCUUUGCCGUUAUUGUGAAUGCUCAACAAACCGGCGGUGCUACAGGUAAUCCUAUGGAGACUAGUAUGACAUCACCUUCGGUGGAACCUACUGGUGCUGUGAGUACAUCCAUGUCUAGUAGUUCUGAAUUAUCCAGCUCUUCAUCCAUGUCAUCAUCAAGCAGCAUGACGAGUAGCAGCUCUGCAACAUCUUCUUCUUCAUCGGCUACUGCAACUUCUACAAGUACUGGUUCUCCAAGUGCUGCCACUACAUUGACUCAUGGUCUUCCCAAUGAAUUGUUUGCUUUAGCUGCUCUUUUCAUUGCUAGUUUCAUUGUCAUUAUUGCCUAGAUAGAAAUAAUUUACUAUUUUG